This is a messenger RNA of Prunus mume (Japanese apricot), 862 nucleotides long. RefSeq lists its product as uncharacterized. Gene Ontology annotation, cellular component: cytoplasmic dynein complex. The record is from RefSeq and is a predicted model, not a curated record. Gene Ontology annotation, biological process: microtubule-based process. Lineage: Eukaryota; Viridiplantae; Streptophyta; Magnoliopsida; Rosales; Rosaceae. Gene Ontology annotation, molecular function: dynein intermediate chain binding.
CAACCCCCUUCUUUCUCUAGGCCCCCUCUCCCUCUGUCCACUUUCCUAAACUCAAAGUCUCAAAGAUUUCCAUUUGGGUUUCUAGACAUUACUUUAUUUUGUUACAAGGCAUGGAAAAAGCUCUGGAACUCGAAGAGAAGAAGCAAGGCCAAGCCAUGCAAACGUUGCAACAACAAGACUCUCAUCACUCUCAGGCUAAGCCUCCCAAACAAGGGCUAACAACAAUCACCACCCAUGUUGAGAGGCUCAAGUCUCCACCAGAAGACCAGGUCAAGCUAGCUGCCACUGCCAUCACCCUCAAUGUACGGUUGAGAUCAUCUGAUAUGCCAGCCCACAUGCAGAACCAUGCUCUCCGCCACACGAGAACGCUCCUUGACUCUGCAGCACCACCACCACCAGCCCCCAAAACUCGUCCAAACCCAACUCACCUAGCUCGGGCUCUCAAAAAGGAGUUUGACUCGGUGUAUGGACCGGCGUGGCACUGUGUUGUGGGAACGAGUUUUGGAUCGUUCGUGACUCACUCACCUGGUGGGUUUGUGUAUUUCUCUGUUGACGACUCGCUGUCGGUGCUUCUCUUCAAAACAGAGGUGCAGUUGGUCAAGGAAAAACCACAACCAGCACAAGCAGCAAAGCCUUAAUUAAAGUUGAAGCUUUCUUUGACCAUUUUUCAUCACAGAAAUGAGCAUGAGAAACCCUGCGCCUACCAUACAUGUCACCUGUUUGUUGUUGUUGGACUCUCAAAACUUAAGAUUAGAUUAGAUUUUCUUUUCUUUUCUUUCAAAACAAACAGCAUCAUCAUCAGAUGAUCUUUGAGCUGUAUAUACAGGUAGAUUAAUAGUAAAGAAAUGUGGUUUAAUUUUUA